ACAAAUAAUUAUUAUCAUCCUACUUAUACUAGCGUAAGAUAGGCAUUGCACAUUGUCUUGAUUCAACCUUCUCCCAGGAUGCUGAGUCAUUGGCGUGCUCGAGAUUAAUACCUAGGAAGUCAAAAUCUUCCCACGCCCAAUCCGUCUUUGCGCGAUCAGACAUAUUCUCAACGCAUCUGCAAAUUCGUGCACUGUUUCAAUCCUUACAGAUUGGAAUAGAGGGUCCGACUUCAGGGAUGGCGGAGAAUGAGCAAGUCGUUCUGGAGGGCAUCUUCGGAGUGUUCAAACCAGCCACGACCUCAACACCCCAAGUCUUAUUAGACUUACAGAAAAUAUUCGCCAGUUCCAGGACUUUCGCGCCGUUGUUGGAAGAAACGCGGCGGAAGCGCUUCGAGCAGGACUUGCACCAGCGAGAUGAUCAGAAAUGCAAGAACAAAGAGGGUGAAGGCCGAUUUUUCAAAAUGGGACACGGCGGCACAUUAGAUCCACUCGCGUCGGGAGUCCUCAUCGUUGGUAUAGGUGCAGGAACGAAAGAGCUGCCCAAUUACCUUGCUUGCAGCAAGACCUACGAAACUGUGAUACUAUUUGGUAAAAGUACUGACACGUACGACGUCGAUGGCUCGAUCACAGAAGAGGCAGGUUGGAGCCAUGUCACAGCAGAACUCCUCGAAAGCCAACUUGAACAAUUCCGAGGCACAAUUAAACAAAUGCCACCCGUCUACUCCGCACUAAAGAUAAAUGGCAUCAAGGCCUGCGAGUAUAUUCGUAGUGGACUGCCACUACCACGGGAACUGGCGAGUCGAGAAGUGCACGUUGAAGAGUGUUCCCUGAUUGAGUGGAUGGAUGCCGGGACUCACAGUUACCGCUGGCCAGGAUCCACAGAAAACGCCAUGGCGCCGGCGGCACGAAUCCUGCUAACCGUAUCUUCGGGAUUCUACGUACGCAGCUUCGUACACGAUUUGGGCAUCGCCUGUGGAUCAUUGGCAACCAUGGCUGCCCUUUUGCGAUCGCGGCAGGCGGUAUUUUCAAUUCCGGGUCACGGAACCUCUGCAGAAUCUAUCCCUACGAUCUCUUAUGAUGAUUUGAAUGCAGGCGAAAAUGUUUGGGGAUCGCUUGUCACAGAACAGAUAACGAAAUGGAAAGAUCUCCAGGUUUCUACUGAAAAGCCUGAGCGAAAACAAAGAUUCCGCGGCGAGUGGCUUGCAAGAACUAGACAAGAACGAAUAAAGCAACAAGGAGGGAAGACCAAAGGAAAAUACAACAAGAAACGGUCCGAAAAGGCGGACGAGCUGAAUCAAAAGCCAUUGACGUCCUAGGCAACUGCAUGACAGAAGGGAGGCUUUCCCCACCACGACAGUUAUGGAAAUG
Molecule: messenger RNA, 1368 nt
Organism: Aaosphaeria arxii CBS 175.79
Lineage: Eukaryota; Fungi; Ascomycota; Dothideomycetes; Pleosporales
Product: pseudouridine synthase
Exons: 2
Coding region: 237-1316 (359 amino acids)
Biological process (GO): tRNA modification; mRNA pseudouridine synthesis
Cellular component (GO): mitochondrion
Molecular function (GO): RNA binding; pseudouridine synthase activity
Source: RefSeq, a predicted model, not a curated record